ACAGAAAAAUUAAGCCAUAGAAGUUGCGUGUUGUGGACACCCGGGGGGCGUUUCAUGAAAGGACUUGUCGGACGUUUUAUCCGACAAGUCCCAUUUUAUCCGACAACUUUUAUUCGUCCGACAACUUUCCAUUUCAUGAAACUUUGUCGGAUGAAAAAUCCGACAAGUGCUCUAAUUUGAUCCGACAAGUAUCUUGAAUUUGGUCGGUCACCCUUUACCUACCGACAAAUGCCAAUUUCAUCCGACAAGUCAAAAUUUCAUCCGACAAGUCCACUGCACAUGACAACCAAGAUGGCGUUAGUGAAUGCUAUGGUUGGAGCCGCUCUGCAUAGGGAGCGUGUUUUUCGCGACAAAUCCAAUCCUUUUGAACUGUGCGAUGACAGAGAUAUGUUCAGAAAAUAUCGAUUCACCAGAGAUGGUGUAAGCUUCAUUAUUGAUUAUAUUGGAGAUGAAUUGAAACACAAUACUAAAAGGAGUAAUGCACUGACCCCAGCACUGCAAAUUUUUGUAGCACUGAGGUUCUAUGCCACGGGAUCUGUGCUGGAUAGUUCAGCCACUAUCCACGGCUGCAGUAGAUCAACAGCAUCAAGAGUCAUAAGAAGGGUGACACUUGCUUUGUGCUCUAAAAGAGAUGAGUUCAUUAAAUUUCCCUGCACACAAGAAGAAGUGCGUGAUACCCAAAGACGUUUCUUCCUCCUGGCAAGCUUUCCCAACGUGGUUGGGGCUAUUGACGGUACUCAUGUUCGGAUCAAUGGAGUCCCCCUAGGAGCAGCCGAACAUCUCUAUGUAAACAGAAAGGGCUUCUACAGUAUAAAUGUCCAACUAACAUGCAAUGCCCUGUAUGAGAUAACAAGCAUUUCUGCUCGAUGGCCUGGAUCUACGCACGAUAGCAGGAUUUGCAGGACCAGCGUAAUUGCCCAGGCCUUCAGAGAAGGAGCACUAAAUGGAUUGUUGCUGGGGGACUCUGGCUACGGCCUCCAAUCAUGGCUAAUGACACCGGUACCACUGCCAAGAACACGAGGAGAGAGAAGAUACAAUCAAGCUCACAGUUGCACCAGAGUUGUGAUAGAACAAGUCAACGGACAAUUGAAGUCUAAAUUCCGUUGCCUGAUUGGUGGAGGGCUCAACAUGAUUCCAGAACGAGCGAGCGAUGUGAUAACGGCAUGUGCCUGCCUUCAUAACAUAAGCAAGCAGAUGAAGCAGCCAGAGGUUGAACAGGAGAGGGUUGACGACGACGCUGGUGAUGAAGCCAACGACCUCAAUGAAGAGGGGGAUGCCAUGACAGGAAAACAAGUUAGAGAUGACAUCAUUCGUAGUUUUUUUGCAUAAAUCAACUGUCAGUUUGUCAUCCUUUAAAUUUACUUGUACCAAAAUUUAUCUGUCAUCGGUUUUAAUACCAAACUUUUGAGGAAAAGUCCUUUACUAUUGUCUGGUUGCUAUAAAAUUCCUAAUCAUCAAUUGUAAGUUUUCAUUUGAAACCAUAUCUAAUGAAACAAAUUAGAACACAGUACCUUUGUGUGCAUUUAAUGAUAAAUGCAAUUAUUUCCAAUCACUUUCAUUCAAACCGUGAUUGUUCUAACUAUUCCAAAAUUGGUCUUUAUAGUUAUUACUUUCUUUACUCUAUCAAAAUUGUUUAUGGAAUUAUGAUUCAUUCUCUGACACAUUGCCACUAAGUUUGUUAAAUAUUUGCUUCAAUACUUGAACUUUUUCUCUCUCAACCUCUAGUCUCUGCCUCAUUACACCUAGCUUUUCCUUUUCACACUCCAGCAACUCCCACUGAUAAUCUGCUUUCCUUUUUCGCACUUGUCGAAGGUUAGAAUGCUGUGGUUUUUGCCGUCGAUCUUGUUGAUGGUGUUCAUUCAAAGGUUGCACUUGCUGUUGCUGGGUCUGGAGUGACUGGUGUUGUUGUUGGGUCUGGUGCUGUGUCUGGUGUUGUUGCUGUUGUUGCCCUGUCUGGUGUUGUUGCUGUGUCUGGUGUUGUUGCUGUUGUUGCUGCCGCUGCUGCUGUUGUUGAUGCUGCCGUGUUGUCUGAUAUUGCUCUUCCAUGUUAUCAAAGUCUUCCGUAUUCGUUAGCUGAAAUUUAAAUACAGUAAAAUGUUAAUUUUUUUUACCUUUGAAAUACAGAGACUUUUUAAUCAGCAAUGAAAAAACAAAAACUCAUUUAGACUUUGUAAAUAUUUUUCAUUAAUCCAAAAAAAGAUUUAUUACUGUAGAUCAUCGUUAAUAGUGCAUGUAUCAUUAAAUUGAUAUUUUCAUAAGAAUAUUACAAAUAUCAUUUUUUUUGUGUGUCAUUUAAGGUCUAAUUUCAUUACAUCCUUUUUAAGUAAGAAAGCUGUAGAGACUCCAUUUUUCUGUGAUGAAUAAAAUGAAAGAGUUUGAGGAACAUAGAAAGAACAUGCAAAUCUAUUUUUUUUGCAAUUUAAGAAAGUAAACAGAAAAAAAAAUCUGUAUAAUCCUGAAAAUCAUUUCCAAAUC
Lytechinus pictus (painted urchin) is the source of this 2475-nucleotide messenger RNA. Its product is annotated as putative nuclease HARBI1. The record is from RefSeq and is a predicted model, not a curated record. Bases 229 to 1329 code for a protein of 366 amino acids. NCBI's taxonomy places the organism in Eukaryota, Metazoa, Echinodermata, Echinoidea, Temnopleuroida, Toxopneustidae. The transcript is spliced from 4 exons.